This is a messenger RNA of Nicotiana attenuata, 2190 nucleotides long. RefSeq names its product E3 ubiquitin-protein ligase MBR2-like. NCBI's taxonomy places the organism in Eukaryota, Viridiplantae, Streptophyta, Magnoliopsida, Solanales, Solanaceae. The coding region runs from base 381 to 1871 and encodes 496 amino acids. The record is from RefSeq and is a predicted model, not a curated record. The transcript has 7 exons. Gene Ontology annotation, molecular function: ubiquitin protein ligase activity.
UGAGCCCAGCAAAAGCCAAACAAAGAAGAAACUAAAUCGUUAUGCAAAAGACAAAUGGUUAUAAACAGCAUUUUUAAGUAAGAACAUAUUUCAUGUAAUCUGAUAGAUGUAAUCUUGAUGGUGGCUAAUGAGGAUGAAAAUGGCAGUUUCACUACUCUGCUUCAUCAGCAUACAGCUGGUUACACACAAGGCUCCUCUCUGGUUUGUUACACUCUUGAAAAGCACAGCAGCCACAAAGACAAGACCGCUUGAUUCUCAGACGCUCCUGCAACAAAGGUGUUGGCUGAUUCGUGGUCCGGCGAGAAAUUUCAGGAAAUUAUCUGUGAUAGAGUGGUUUAGCUCUUUUGAAGUAAGCUACAUAACUUGUUGCGCAUUCUCAAAUGGAGAGAUACAAUUCCAAUGCGGGAAAUACAGCCUUUAACGGAACUCCUAAUGGUAGCAAUGAUUUUGCUACAGCCCCGCCAGCUGCUCUUGGCGUUGGUACUGGUUUGGCUGCAGAUGGGACUACAUCAGUUGAUUCAGAAAGCUCUUCUUCUGAUUCUAUCCGUAUUUUGAUAGAUCUGAAUGUUCCAUAUGUUCCUGACAGCGGUGACUCUGAGAUAGAUGGGCCAGUUGGAUUUGAUCUAAAUGAGGUGAGGCAUAAUCAGCAGUGCGUUUGCGGAAGAAAGAGAAAAGCACGUGACAGCACUUCCAGCAGCUCAAGCUCAAGCACAAGAAAUCGUCAUGUUCCUAGUCAGUCAAACCAGAUCGCUCCUAGGGGCACAACAGGAGGAAUUUCCAUGUCUGGAACUUCUCGUGCUGUGAGUGACUUCGCAAGAAAUACCAGCCCCGGUCUUCCGGAGCGUCAGCUAAGCAUAGACCUACACGGAAUAUCUGCUGGAAAUACUCAGCGCUAUUCACCAACUCCGUUGUGCAGGAUGUCCUCUCUGCUAAAUGCAAGAUCAGCUGGACUCCAGCCUUUGAAUCAGAGACGUAGUUCACCUGUACAUUGGAUGACUAACUCAAGCUUUGUCGAGACAUCUUCAGUUCCUCGCAUCCCUAGAGCAAACAAUGCAGGGAGCUCUCUUCAAAUGCAAGGGUUAUGGCAUGCUGCAACAGCUCCACCUUCUCAGAGUACGCACUUUCCUGGAGCUUCAAGGAUAGCUCUGGUGGAAAACACUACAGAUUUGAUGUUCACUGAGCAACAUACAAACUUCCAUAGUGAUAUUCCAUCUGCUUCAAGAUAUCAAUCUAAUGAUGUUAUUCAACCUUCAAGUGGUGCACCAUAUGCUUCAAGAUAUCAAUCUAGUGCUGUUAUUCAGCCUUCAAGUGAUGCAAUUAGAGAUUUGACAGCAAAUGAACUGAGGACAAGAAGAAUUGCUGAUUUUCUUAGAAGGCGCUCAGAGUUCAAUGACAUUCAUCCUCCAUCAAUUCCCCUUGUAAUUGGGGAAACUGUUGCUGCUGAUAACAGAGAUAGGCUGGUGUCCGCGGCUGGUGCUGUGAGGGAGCCAGGGCGCAGAAAUCAACCCAUUGUUAUCGAGGAAAAUGAAGAAGAUGAACACGAGGCAGCUCAACAGGGUGCCAUUCAUGUUAAUACUGAGAAUCUAUCUUAUGAGGAAUUGUUGGCACUUCAAGAGCAUAUGGGAGAUGCAAGCACCGGAUUGAAGAAGAGAGUUAUUUCUACACUUCUGAAGCAGCACAAGUAUUAUCAUCAAUCGCCCAACAUGAACGAUAGCAAUGACUCCUGCUGUGUAUGCUUGGAUACUUUUGGCGACGGGGACAAUCUUGGACAACUUGACUGUGGCCAUGAAUUCCAUUAUGAUUGCAUCAGAAAGUGGCUGAGGGGCAAGAAUUGUUGUCCUAUUUGCAAAAGGACUGCUUUGACACCAUGAGAUAGUAACUCAUGGUUCUCGUUGAUUGGCUUGGCGGACAAGACGGGGGAGUAGAAUUAUCAAAUUUUUAUUCAGUUUGGUGUUUUUUGUUUUUUUUCAGUAUUAGUCAGGUUGUAGCUGGGGAUAUCUCAGUUCUAGCUUGAACAAUGGUGUUCAUGACUUUUCCAGUUUGGCGUUUUUGUGGAUUUUCAGUAUUAGUCAGGUUGUAGCUGGGGAUAUUCUCAGUUGUAGCUUGAACAAUGGUGUUUUUGACUUUUCCAGUUUGGUGUUUUUGUGGAUUUUCAGUAUUAAGUUGGUACUAGCUGGGACCUUUGAGAUG